AACUUCAUGCUCAUAGGCUCGGCUGGUGAAACGGGUUGCUCCAUGGUGUUAUAUCAAUGAUAUGAGUCCCCCAGCUUGGGAAUACUGCGACGUGAACUUCUGCGAGCGUCAAGUUGAUGACGGAGUCCAGGGUCACGUGUAUCCUGAAUGUCGAGUGUCGGAAAAGGGGAUUGAAUACGUAGGAACCAAGAACGAGACGAAGAAUGGAAAACCCUGCCGACAAUGGGAUGACUUGCUUCACGAAUUGACCUACCCCUAUUUUGUUUCAUUCCAUCUCCUCACCAGAGCGAUAUCUCCAGAGAAUUACUGCCGGAACACUGGGCAAUUGGAGAGGCCAUGGUGUUUGAUACCCGAUCACGAAACGAUGUGGGAGUACUGUGAUAUUCCCGUUUGCGACGAUCCAAAUCCGCCGGAAUGCAAGUUGAGUCCAUCUGGGGUCGAAUAUUUGGGGAAGAUGAACGUGACAAUAACUGGGUACCCCUGCAAACCUUGGUUGGAGACGUGUGCAAACAAACCCGGCCUUUGCGAACAGUUCGGAUUGAGACUUUCAGACGAAUUAUUUGGAAAUCAUCGGUUUUGUCGAAAUCCAACCACAACAUUACAUGGCCCAUUGUGUUACAUCGAUUCAGACGACGGGCCUGAAUGGGAGUAUUGCGAAGUUCCCUUCUGCCCGCCUGCUGAUGGGAAACAAUGCGACAUUCGAGUGGAUGGACUCUGCGUCAGCCCACAAGAAUGCAAAGUUGACAAGAAAUGGGAGAAAUACAUUGGAACAAAAAACGUGACCCGGAAUGGAUUCCAGUGCCAGCGGUGGUUGAGCAAUUUCCCAAACAACCAACUAAACGCCAUCAACUACGACGACUCGGACUACUACUAUUCUGGCAGACAUGAGUGGUAG
Darwinula stevensoni is the source of this 895-nucleotide messenger RNA. The record is from the annotation of a GenBank genome assembly. NCBI's taxonomy places the organism in Eukaryota, Metazoa, Arthropoda, Ostracoda, Podocopida, Darwinulidae.